Molecule: messenger RNA, 396 nt
Organism: Peniophora sp. CBMAI 1063
Lineage: Eukaryota; Fungi; Basidiomycota; Agaricomycetes; Russulales; Peniophoraceae
Source: the annotation of a GenBank genome assembly
AUGCGGAUGCUACCACAGGGACAGGAGGAGGACGAGGGAACGCAAGUCUCAUGGGAGGAUCAGCAGAAGAUCAACUCGUUCUCUAAGUUGAAUGGUCGGAUAAAGACUAUUGAGGAGAAGAUGGAGGUUUUGAAGCAAGAGAAGGAAGCGUUAGACGACCUCUCGAUGGAACUCGAACUCGCAGACGAAGACGAGCCCGUACUAUACCGAGUCGGCGAAGCCUUUCUUCACAUGCCCCACUCACGCGCCAUGAAACGCCUCGCAUCCGACCAAGCCGCCACGGAAGAGUCUCUGGAGAAGUUGAAAGUACGAGCGGACGAGUGUGCGGGAGAGAUGAAGCAGCUUAAGGUUGCGUUGUAUGCUAAAUUCGGAAACGCGAUCAAUCUUGAUGAGUAA